UCUCAACACACAAGGGGUUCUUGAUUCAGUGUUUGUACCUGCAAAAAGGCAUCCGGACAGGGUGUCCGGAUGCACCCUCCGAUGAUGUUGUUAGCCAUGGUAAGAGAAUAAGAUAUAUGAGGCAGUUGGCCUUUUACUAGGUGUCAAGAGGUUACCAGGAGAUCAUCCCUUUCUUCUUCGUGUGAAGUCAUAUAUAUACAGCUUCAGGGGUACUGUUCCUCUCAUUAAUGGUGGGGAGAUAUUUUCUGUUGUGAUGAUGACAAUAGGUGUUAGUAGGAGCAUUAUCACCCUACGAACGGCUGUCAGAAACCAUGGUAGGUAAUGCGGCUGUCAGAGAUCGUGGGGAGUGUUUAUGUAGAAUGACCGUGGGAAGUGACUUGCUGUCACUUCCUCUUGUCUUCUCAUCCUGCAGGUGAUGGGAUGUGGACCAUAGCUGGCUGUCGUGAUAGCGUGUAAGACUUGCUUUACUUUGAUUGAUGAUCCGGACGAUUAUAUCUGGGUGGCACAUGCUGAUUGCCCGGAUGCAUUGUGGAGCGGAUGCAUUAUGAAUGUUGUCCGGAUGUAUGCGCUUUGCCAGCGACGUUCGCUCUUCCUUGGUUAGGAGAAGUUGAAACGUCCUUUGCCUUUCCUUGAGGCGGUCCGGAUAGGAUAGCCGCAUUAUGCAUAUCUUUAGGGGAAUCCGGACGGCUGAUAAUACGUGCCACGCGUCACCAUGAGCUGCGUGCCACGUGUUUCCUAAGGGGAGGGGUCCCUACAUUGCCCCCCUUUUUAACCUGCCUAUUUUGCCCAAAAAAUGGGCGGGUUAAAAAUAACUGGGUUUUUGAAAAUUGAAAAAGUCCAUUCGUCCAAUUUGGCCACGUGUCGAGUGGGGGUGCGGAAGCCAAAAAAGGCAUUUAUGGCGAGCCGCCGACCCUGUGUAUCCCCAGGCAGCAUGUUGGUUCAAUGAUAGCUUUUUUGGACGUUUGGUUUUCCGAGGGCCUGUCUUCUUAUAAAUAGCGUACUGUACCCCUUUUUCCAUUUUUUUUCUACUGCAUUUUCCUGAGAGCUUCUCUUCUUCUUGCUUUUGUUGCGUUCUUUGCGUCUCUGAGUAAAGAAACUUGAAAACGCUUUUGUACCGGUGAUCUUGUGUCGCGACAUUCGUUUGCUGCUGGUAUUCUUGUAUCGAAACAGUGGUUUUCCUGCUUCAGAGCUUUCUUUGGUAUGUGUACCUUUGGUAUUGUUGUUCCUUUUGUUGCGUUUUGUUGGUUCUUUGGUUUUGGUUUCUGAUUUGUUUGGGCUAGGGUUUGUGUAUUUUCUGGGUUACUUGUGUUUUACCCAUUGCGCUCCUUGUGUGUAGGUUUGGGUUUGUGUUUGUGGUAAAAAAUGGCUACAAAAAAGACUACUUCAUCCUCCCGGGCUAGCGAAGUUCGUGGAAAAGCGAUAGAUAAGUUGGAUGCGAAGGAAUUCCGGGAACGGUUCUGUAUCCCGGAUAACGUGGCUGUGGAACUGCUGAAUGGGAGGGUUCUUGUGCCUUUUGAGAAAGCAGAAGAAAGAACCAUGAUCUUCUCGAAGGAACAAUUCAACGCGGGGCUCCGGUUCCCUCUGCCGCCGUUGUUCAAGGAGUUUCUCCACUUCACCCAGAUUCCACCCGUCUUCAUUCAUCCCAACAUUGUCCGUGUGCUGAUGGGGUGCAGUAUCAUAAACAUGCUGUUCAACCUCGAUAUCACGCUGCUGGAGGUGUUUUUUGUGUAUUCCUUGAGAAAGGUAAAAAAUGACAUUUUCAGCAUGUCUGCACACUUGCCCUCCCUCCAACUGGUGACGGAGCUGCCAGAUUCGACAAAGGGAGGGGCGACGGGACACGUGGUGGUCCGGGGUGCAUGGGCGGGGCUUUUGGAGCAUCCGGCGAGGCCUUUCUCUCCAAACUACUCCUUGGUAGUUCCGGGGCCGGAAUUGAGGGGCCACCUUGUGGACUGGGUAGAAAAGGCGUCUUUUGGCUGUCUCAGUAAAUUGUUUGAGAUAGACGUCAAGGAGAGGCAAUGCAAUACGCUGCUGACCGCGCGGAACCUGGCGGCGGUCGUCCGGGAGUCCCGAGAAUAUGUUAUCAACAUUCUCCCCAGGAAGAUGCCAAAGGAGGUUGUUCCUGGGGAGCAUUAUACUGUGAAGGAUUUCCCAAUCUAUGAGGCGUUAAAAGAAGCUGACUCUAAAAAACGCCGGCUUCUCCUGGAGGGCCGGGAGAAGAAGAAGAACGAAGGGACCCUUCGGAAGGCUCCCGGGCAGAAAGGUGACGCCGACUCUUCCCCAAAGAAAGAUCCAGUGAAGAGGAGGAAGCUGGUGAAAAAACAUGGGAAGGACACGAAGGAGCCCACUCCUCCCUUGGAAUUUGCUCCUCCGCCCAUUAUCCACGAGGCGGAGGUAAUGAUAGAGGAGCCAGUGAAUGCUGCUCCUCAUUCCAUCUCAAGCGGGUCCGGACAUCUUGCGGGGCUGAACCACUCAAGCACUUCCUUGACAGCGGUUGCGCGCCUAGCGAAUAUGGCUGAGGAAGCUGCGUCUGUCAACCAUCCGGACUCCCGCAACUUGGAUGCUGAUGCAGCUGAGGCUGUUUGUGCGACCCCCACAGAGGAAGUGGGAGUAGAAAACCAGAGUCAGCCCUCCGACGAUCCGGACCGGCUGGCUCUUGUUCUGGUGACGGGACCACCCUCAAAGAAGGCUCGCUCGGUGCGCAAUCUGAGGUCCGGACUCCAUGGGCGACUUCAAGAGCGGCAGCAAGAGAUUGAAGUUAGUUGCUCAUCUGCCCACGAUACUCAUCCGGAGGGGGGUGAAGUGGAGAUGGUAACUAAGAUAUCAGCCGUCCCUGUGGUAGUCUCGGAUGAGUUUGCACGCGGGGUGUCCCAUCCGGCCGUAGAUGCUGAUGCUGCACCCGGGGAUGUUCAUCCGGCCGUAGAUGUUGAGGUCCCGAAUCCGGAACAGGAGUGCUCUUCUCUUGCCUCAUCAGGGGGGGAUCCUGUUAAUGAUGCAUCUUGUACCUCUGCUAGCCCUUUUAGCUAUGCGGAGUUGGAAGAGAAGCUAAAACAGAUUCCACCCGGAUUGCCUCUUGCCAAGCCCUCAGCCCAAAUGUUUGAGAUGGUGGAAACGCUGGUGAGUGGUCUCCGUGGCAUGGCCACUCAAUACGAUCUUUUCACUGACCUGCUGCGGACUGCUGAUUAUAUGAAGGCCUUCGCCACUCGGCGCAAAGAUGCUGAAGAUCAGUUGCGCCUGAGACUGGCGGAGGCUGAAGCCAGCUUAUCCACCGCUCGGGGGGAGAAUGAGGCUCUCCGGGCAGACUUGGCUGAUGCAAAGGUCCGGGAGGAAUCAAUGGAUGCCCGUCUGCUUGAGGCAGCGAAUGAGAUGGCCGAUCUAAGGGGGGAGGUGAGGCAACUCCGGACAGAAGUUUCUAUUGAAAAGAAACAAAGGGAAGAUUUGCAGCUGCGCUUGAUUGCACAAAAGGAGGAGCUAGAACGGGAGUUUGCUGUAGAAAGGGAGGAAAUUGAAGCAGAAUACCAAAAACAAGUGGAUGAUACAUUCAUCUUUGGGUACCGCUGCUGUAUGAAGAAGAAUGGCAUUAAGCGAGAUACUCCUUCAAUUCCUCCGGGUGAUGAAAAGAAGCUCCACGAGAAGCUCGCUCCCUGAUAGUUUUAUCUCUUUUUGCAAUUUUUAUGCUGUAAUUUUUCCUUCUGUAUUUUUGUGGUCCGGAGAUUUUUUGUAAUUACACUUAUUCUCAUCAAUAAAAAUAUACUUCUUUCUCA
This is a messenger RNA of Vitis vinifera (wine grape), 3761 nucleotides long. RefSeq lists its product as uncharacterized. The coding region runs from base 1363 to 3645 and encodes 760 amino acids. The record is from RefSeq and is a predicted model, not a curated record. The transcript is spliced from 3 exons. NCBI's taxonomy places the organism in Eukaryota, Viridiplantae, Streptophyta, Magnoliopsida, Vitales, Vitaceae.